AUGGGGUUGACGAAUUUUGUGCUGACCGUGGCAGGUGUAAGCGCCGUUGUUCUUCUUCUCAGGAGUGACGUCAAGCAAUCUGCCUCCAUCUUCCGCCGCAACGUGAAGCAGAUUCGCAACUGGCUUGAAGAAGAAACCGCCACUUCUUCCAAGGGUUUGGGUUUGGAUAAUGUAAGCAUAUGGGUUAGUAUGAUGAUGAACCAAUCUGGGAUGUUGUCUAGUAAAAAGGGACAGUUACUCCCAACGUUGGGUUAUGUGAAAAUUUCCUGGGCUUUAAGUUCCUUAAAGGAUAUGGGACUUGAAUAUAGAAAAUCCAUUAUAUUUUCUAUAUGUGAAGCUCAUGGGAUACAGUGCACAGAUUUGAGGGAAAGUUUGGAGCUUGAUUUGCUUGUGACUGGUCUUGAUUUGUCAAUGGAGAAGGCCACUCCCAAGGAACUUGAAUCAAAGGUUCCUCCCAAAGACAUGCAUAAGGAGGACAAACAUUAA
Sphenostylis stenocarpa is the source of this 486-nucleotide messenger RNA. NCBI's taxonomy places the organism in Eukaryota, Viridiplantae, Streptophyta, Magnoliopsida, Fabales, Fabaceae. The record is from the annotation of a GenBank genome assembly.